AAAAACACAUUUACUACUCUAUAUUCUAAAGUUCGUAAAAAACCUUCAUUCUAUUUCUACCUUUUAAGAUGAGCAAACAGCUUCAAGUCACAUUCAUCGUUUUAACUAUCUUCAUCAUUUUCGUGUUAGAAGUGGUGGGAGAUAGAGAUAGUGAUAGUCAGUUUGGCUGUGAGGAGAGACUGAAUAUGACUACUGAGGACACUUGUUCGCGAUUAGAAUGUCAAUUUCAGUGUACUUUGAAAAGAAAGGGGUGGGCCACGUGCUUUAAGGAUGCGGACGACCUUUACAAGGGAACCCCCGUUUACAAGUGUCUUUAUGAACUCUUGAUUUUGGUGGUCCUAUACCAUUUGGAAACGAAGCUCUCAAGCUUCUCAACAAUGGUUGUCAUGUACAGAAACUGAAAUAUCU
Molecule: messenger RNA, 408 nt
Organism: Brassica oleracea var. oleracea
Lineage: Eukaryota; Viridiplantae; Streptophyta; Magnoliopsida; Brassicales; Brassicaceae
Exons: 3
Coding region: 69-401 (110 amino acids)
Source: RefSeq, a predicted model, not a curated record